This is a messenger RNA of Psylliodes chrysocephalus, 2868 nucleotides long. The record is from the annotation of a GenBank genome assembly. NCBI's taxonomy places the organism in Eukaryota, Metazoa, Arthropoda, Insecta, Coleoptera, Chrysomelidae.
CAAAUAUCCAAGUGGGGGAUACUCGGCUUAAGCUAGUUAGACUUAACCGCAUAACCGCCACGCUAACGAGCAAUCUGUGAAUGAAGAGUGCGGUGUAGUUCAGUUUUGUACCGGUUUCGAACAAAUAGGUGUUUAUCAUCCAAAGAGAUUUCAACAGAUUUCGCCAUGGAUUUAAAUAGGAUUUGCCUUCUGGGCAUAUUUUUAUUUAUAUCCUCGGUAAAUUCGUUUCCACAAGUUGGCCAAGCGACUAGUUUGGUAACACCAUCAUCGGGAAAACCAGUGGAUAACAAUUCCAGUGAAGAACCAAAAGAGCAAGCAGUACCCGUGUUGCCAAAAAUCUACGAGAUGCGAGUGGACGCCAACGUUACGAACAGAUUUGCCAGAUGUCAAAUUACAAGCAAAGUCAAGAAUUUGGAUAAAAAAGCACAGGAAGCCACUUUCUCCAUUAUCAUCCCCGAACAAGCCUAUAUAUCCGGGUUCAUAAUGGAGAUUGACGGCAAGCAAUACGAGGCGUAUGUACAGGAGAAAGAGCAAGCCAAGGAGACUUAUAAAAAUGCUGUACAUAGUGGACAAGCUGCUGCUCAUGUGUCUGUCAGCGCAAGAGAUUCAAACAGAUUUACAGUAUCUGUAAAUGUAGAGCCGCAAAAGAAGGCGAUAUUUUAUUUAAAAUACGAAGAACUAUUGGCAAGACAAAACGAAAGAUAUGAACUAGUGAUUAAUAUUCAUCCAGGACAGCCUGUUAAACAAUUAGACGUCCAGGUAAACAUUGACGAAUCUCGCCCACUGAAGUUCGUCAAAGCUCCUGCUUUGAGAUCCGGAAACGAAAUCGGCAAAAACGACGACAAACUUAGUCCGAACGCUGAAAUCAAUCACAUAAACAAAACUGCAGCCGUCGUCAAAUUUAGUCCGGAUGUCGAGAAACAAAAGCAGUACGCUACCGAUUUGGGAACUAACGCAGAAAACGGACUUGCUGGACAGUUUAUUGUCCAGUAUGAUGUCGAAAGGGAUCCGCAAGGUGGUGAGGUUUUAGUCGAAGGCGGAUAUUUCGUUCAUUUCUUUUCCCCGAGCGAUCUAACAUCGCUGCCAAAGCAAGUCAUCUUCAUCCUAGAUACCAGUGGAAGUAUGGACGGUAUCAGGAUAACUCAACUGAAAGAGGCGAUGAAGAGCAUACUUUCGGAAUUGAAACCAAUUGAUGUAUUCAGUAUAGUUGAAUUUGGAUCAAAUGUUAAAGUUUGGAAUAUCGAGAAAUCGGCGGUACAGUACCGAUCUGGCUUUGACACUUGGGGAUUGAAUGAAGAGCAAGCGGAAGAGGCCAAACAUCUAACCGAACAACCGAUACCAGCUCCAUACACAGCUUCAGAAGAAAAUAUAAAAAAAGCCGAAGGUGUUGUAGACCAACUAAAAGCGUACGGUGGCACUGAUAUCGACUCAGCUCUCAAAACUGGACUUCAAAUUGUUAAGAAAAACCAUGAAGAUAAGAAACACCAACCCAUUAUAGUAUUCCUAACCGAUGGAGAAGCAACUGUCGGUAUAACGGACACUGACAAAAUCACUAGAACAGUUUCGGAAUUAAACACCGGGAAAACCCCGAUUUUCUCGUUGUCAUUCGGCGACGGUGCUGAUAGGGAAUUUUUGCAGAAAAUUUCGUUGAAGAACCAGGGAUUUGCCAGGCACAUUUACGAAGCCGCCGAUGCUUCGCUACAGCUACAGGAGUUCUAUAAGCAGAUCUCUUCGCCGUUGUUAUCCAAUGUUACGUUCAAAUAUGCUUCUAAUGUUACUGAACUUACUAGGACCGAGUUUCCAAUUUUGUUCCACGGACGGGAACUGGUAGUUUCUGGACAAAUAAUUGAUCCAGGUUUCUCGCCUUCAUCAGUCGAAGGCUGGAGCAUCAAUGGACCAGUCAAACUGACACCGGUUAUUCAGAACUCUGUCGGUAAUUUAGAAAGAGUCUGGGCUUACCUUUCUUUAAAACAACUGUUGGAAAAAAGGGACGCUGCCGAUGAUAAGGAAGCUAAAGAAGGACUUACGCAGGAGGCGUUGAGGAUAGCAUUGAAAUAUUCUUUCGUUAGUGAUGUAACGUCUUUGGUUGUGGUUAAACCUAACCAAACGGACGCUGUUGAUACUGAAGAUGGUUCUCACAAUGAUAGACGGUACCCUAUAAUUGCUUCAGGAUUCCCUCUGUCAGCGAUAGCGUCAUCGAAAAAGGGCAAGCCACAAAUCUUGUCAGCAGCAGCCAGUGGUUACUAUUCAGCUCCAAUAGCACCUCUUAGUCCAGGAAGCAGCGGAGGAGGGUAUGGAGGUAAUGGAGGAGCCUUCGGUUGGGGAGUGAUGGAAUCCAUAGAGGAGGAUGACACAUACGGUGACCGUAUCGUAGGUGGUAAUUCUGGUAGUAAACUGUUUAUACGUCCAUCGACAACUUAUCCAUCAACUUCAGCGACGGCUUCAGCGGUUGCUCCAGUUGAACCUCAACCCGUACCAAUACCGCAAUCUGAAUUGGAACGUUUGAAGGAGAAGUUGCCUUGGUUGGCAACCAUUUUAAGCGAUGAUGGAACUAUUAAAAUUUCUGCAGGAAAAUUCAACUUGGGUCUAAAUGAAACAAUCUCUACUCAACCAGAAUGUCCCAAAUCUCCAUCCAACGCCCCAGGAACAUGCACGCUCAUAAACAAAUGUCCUCAAAUUUUCACCCAAUUGACUGAUCUUCAUGUUUACGAAAAGUAUUUUUGUGAUAUACAAGGAUUUGCUGGUGUUUGCUGUCCUAAAUAAACUUAAAAUAAUAUUACAAUAACCUGUAAGAUUUAGCUUAGUGUAUUAGUUGUACUUAUUUUUAUAUUCAAAUAGCAAAAUAUGAAAAUAAAUAAUUAAAAAGAG